AAAAGAAACAGGAGGGUAGGAGAUCCCCGUCGAAGCAAACCGGACACACGCCUAUAUCCCCUUCACACCUCAAACUCAUCACAAUUGUCCACUCCUUUUCUUGCUAGUUCUUAGUUUAUUACUAUCAUUUUAAGUCCCAAUUUUGUGUAAUGGGCAUGAAGAUUUUGUAAGGAAAACAGUUUCUGAAGUGGCAAAAUGCAAAUUCUGACUAUACAAACACCUCAAAUUUUAAUUGCAACAAGAAAAGGGAACAAGAAAAGGCUUCCACCCUUUUUCGUGUUGAGCAAUUCAUUUCCCUUUUGCUCUUUGGUGCCAAGAAGAUGUAUUACAUCAUCUUCAUGUUCAUUGCAAUGUAGAGAGUCGCAAUGGAUGCAAGCGGGGCGCAGAGCUAUCAAAACAAAUGCGUUGAAUGUUGGUACAGGAUCUGGCGACUCUGAAGGGAGACAGGAAAAUGACAACAAAAAUUUCUCUGUCAGUGGAACACCUGGUGAUAUUUCGUCUCAAAGUGAGAAGUCUCCUAAUCAGAUUCUGUAUCUCCUCUCUAUAGCUCUUGUGCUAUGUGGAUGUGCUUUAGUAUUUUCGCUGAUUACUUUCAUGAAAGGACCUUCAACACUCUUAGCAGCAAUUGCAAAGUCAGGCUUCACGGCUGCAUUCUCCUUGAUAUUUGUUUCCGAGAUUGGGGACAAGACAUUUUUCAUUGCUGCAUUGUUGGCCAUGCAAUAUGAGAAACUACUGGUCCUUCUGGGAUCAAUGGGGGCACUAUCACUAAUGACUGUCCUGUCUGUCAUUAUUGGACGAAUAUUUCAUUCAGUACCUGCUCAAUUUCAAACAACCUUGCCAAUUGGAGAAUAUGCUGCUAUAGCCCUUCUGAUGUUCUUUGGCCUCAGAUCAAUUAAAGAUGCAUGGGACCUUCCAUCCACUGUAGCUAAAACUGGUGACCAAGGUAGCGGUGAAUUUGUUGAAGCUGAGGAGCUUGUGAAAGAAAAUGUAUCAAAACGACUCUCAAAUCCACUUGAAAUUGUGUCGAAGUCAUUCAGCCUUGUAUUCUUCGCUGAAUGGGGAGAUCGUUCAAUGCUUGCAACGAUUGCUCUAGGCGCAGCACAGUCUCCAUGGGGAGUCGCAAGUGGAGCCAUCGUUGGACACCUGCUUGCUACAUCUUUUGCGAUUCUUGGAGGCGCAUUUCUUGCUAAUUACAUUUCUGAAAAACUGGUUGGAUACUUGGGAGGAGCUUUAUUUUUAGGAUUUGCUGUUGCCACAUUUUUUGGAGUCUUUUAGCCGAUUGUUAGAAACUCAGGAGUCGAAGACAUGAAUCUUUUUCGAGUUAUGAAAAGAUAUUCGAGAAUAAGAAAAGGAGGCCUAAAAAAUGCUACUGAUAAGGGUUUGUGGAUUGCUUGCUCAUUAUCUGGUAGUCUUAGGAUGGAGGUGAUUCUAAAAUACUGUUGUACCAAUGCUGAACUUGAAAAAUUUAUUCAGAAACAAUGUAGUCAGUACGAUGUUGGAACAGUAUUAAAGAAAUUAAAAUUUUAUUUAUUGCAGACUAA
Messenger RNA from Olea europaea var. sylvestris, 1541 nucleotides. Its product is annotated as protein PAM71-homolog, chloroplastic. The coding region runs from base 196 to 1275 and encodes 359 amino acids. Gene Ontology annotation, biological process: calcium ion transmembrane transport; manganese ion transmembrane transport; Golgi calcium ion transport. Gene Ontology annotation, molecular function: calcium ion transmembrane transporter activity; manganese ion transmembrane transporter activity. Lineage: Eukaryota; Viridiplantae; Streptophyta; Magnoliopsida; Lamiales; Oleaceae. The transcript is spliced from 10 exons. The record is from RefSeq and is a predicted model, not a curated record. Gene Ontology annotation, cellular component: Golgi apparatus; chloroplast.